This is a messenger RNA of Closterium sp. Naga37s-1, 2954 nucleotides long. The record is from the annotation of a GenBank genome assembly. NCBI's taxonomy places the organism in Eukaryota, Viridiplantae, Streptophyta, Zygnematophyceae, Desmidiales, Closteriaceae.
UUUUGGAAUGCGUCAACGUGCCAGGGAAUCAAGGCGAUCAGUUCUCUGUGCAAGUGGCGGUUGGACCGAAGGUUUUCUCCACGGGUCCCCAGUCGUCCGUGAAGGCAUCUCUGGGGGAUGCACUCCUGCUGCCCGCCUUCAAUGCAGAGUUCUCCUUCCCCGUGCUGAACCUGGUGGAUCCAGUGCUCCUCUCACUCCUCGACUCACAAGGAACCAUCCUCAGUCAGACAUCCCUCAGAGUGCCUGUCAUAGUGGAGAAACGAUUUCGAGAUGAGAUGCUGACGUGGACCAAUGGCGCGCGAGUUCAUGUCAAGUCCAGCUUCAUGCUGACAGGAAUGGAGAAAGCCAGAAUCGCAUCCAUGGUUCGCCAGCAGGUUGAGUCGAGUCAGAAAGGCGUGGGAGCAAGCGGCAAGGCGGAUGAUGGGAGUGAAAGGUUGAGGGUAAUGGAUGGAGAGGAGGGGGGGAAGGGGGAGGAAGCUCGGAAGGAACAGGGAGGGGAAGAGGGUGGAAAGGAGGGCGGAGGGGAGGGGGGAGAUAAGAGGGUAGAGGAAGGGACAGCAGAGAGGGGAGGUGAGGUGGGGAAGGAAGAGGAAACAAGGGAGGAAGCGGACGUGCAGUUGACGCAUGCCUCUCCCUCUCCCUCUGCCUCUGCGUCUGCGUCUGCCUCUGCUUCUGCCUCUGCCUCUGCUUCUGCCUCUGCCACCCCACCCACCGUUGUCACUCCCACUCUGUCUCCCUCUAACGUCUCCCUUCCUGUCUCUGCUGCUAGAGCCACGUCAUCACCAUCAACACGAGCAGCAGCAGCACCAGCAGCAGCAGCAGGGCUAUCAGCAGCUUCGUCCACUCUAGCACGGGUGGCGCAGGAGGACGGGUUUGUGGUGGAUAACGAGGCGCCUUUUGUUCCAACGACGUGGAUUGGCAGCAGCAGCAGUGGUGGUGGUGGUGCAAGCAGCUGUCGCCUGGGCGAUUUCCUUUUUGGCACAACGCGAGAGGAGCCCCCUUCCGAAUUCCCGCACCGUAGUGAUGUCAGUGGGUGGCGGAGAGGCAUGGGCAGGGGCGCGCUGGGGAGGGAGCAGGGGGAGCUUGCGGGGAGAGGGGAGGGUGCUGUGGGUAGGGCGGGGGUGAUGGGGCGGAGGGAGGGUGUGGGGCGGGGAGAGGGUGUGGGGAGGGGGGAGGGUGUGGGGAAGGGGGAGCACCUGGGGUUGCUGCUACAGCGGUGGGCAGAGGAUGACCGAUUUUGGGAGGAGGUGCGCCGACAGCGGAGGGAGGGGCAGGGAGCGCGGGGGGUACAGCAGGGGGGACAGGGGGGCCAUCGGGUGUUGAGGAGAGGCCAGGGCGCUGGUGGUAGUGCCGGCAGUUUGAGAGCACUCGUGGGAGGCCCAGCAAGGUCGGAAGGGAGUGUUGUGGGCAGGUUGGAAGGAGGAGGAGAUGUGAGAGGAGGAGGACGAGGAGGUGAGGAAGGAGGGGGGCUGUUAGGUGGAGGAGUGGCAAUGCCAGUGGCAGCAGCAGAGACAGCAACUGCUGAGACAUCUGCAGUGGAUCCGGCUUUGGCAGGGGCUGAAGCAGGAGCAGGGGGGAGCAUGUCAGUAGCAGGCAGGGCAGCAGCAGUGCCAUCACCACUAGCGUCACUGCACGAAGGGCCAACCUUCCCAGAAGGUUCAGCCACCCAUGGAGCGGCAGCAACGGCAGGUGUAGGUGUAUGUGACGCAACCAGUUUGCGCUCCAAGGAGAGGCAGGGCGUUCACAGCAGCAGGAGGAGGGACAGCAGCAGGAGGGACAGCAGCAGGAGGGAGAGCAGCAGGAGAGACAGCAGCUGCCCCAGCAGCAGCGCUGCAACCGAUGCUGCCACCUAUGGCCAAGCCGCGUCCCCUUAUAAACAGUCUCCUUGUAAGAGAUCCCCGCUGAAGCGACGCCCGCGCGCCAGCCAAGGGGCUGUGAUUGGGAGCGGUGAGAUGGUGAACCAGAGCGGUGAGAGGGCGUAUGGCGGCCGGUGGAGUGUCAGCAGUGGCUGGACUGGGACUGGCAGCUCUAGCAAGAGUGGCUCUGGCAUUGGUAGUCAUAAUGCGAGUCUCUGCAACGGCAGUGGGAGUGCUAGGAGAAGAGGGGGGAGAGGAGGGAAUGAAGAGAAGGAAGGAAGGAAGGGGGAGGGAGGGAACGCAGAGAGGGAGGGGGAGGGGGUGGAGAGGAGGCAGCAGGUGGGGCAGCGGAAGGGGAUGAGGAGGGUGAGGAGGCGGGCAGUAGCGGAGAAGGUGGGGGUGGUGGGGCAGGUGCAGCGGUGGAUGGAUGGGCUGGGACCUAUCGCCAAGCAUGUGAGUGCGAGUGUGGUGGGGCAGGCAAGCGAAUGUGAUUAUGAUGGGGCAGGUGCAGCUGUGGAUGGAUGGGCUGGGACCUAUCGCCAAGCAUAUGGUGCAAACAAGGCAGGAUGUGAUGGGAUGGUGCAGCAAUGGAUGCAUGGGCUGGGGCCUAUGGCCAAGCAUGCACUCGCCAUAGGAGGAGUGGUUGUGCUGGCAGCAGCAGCGGUGCUCAUGCCUCGCCCGCCCUGCCUCAUGGUGCUCGCCAUUGGAGGGGUGGCUGUGUUGGCAGCAGCAGUGCUCAUACCGCGCUCUCCUUCCCAGUGCUGGUUUUUGUCUACAUUCGCUCACAUCUCCUCUCCCCCCCCCACUUCUCAGGUGCUGGCCAUUGGAGGGGUGGCUGUGCUGGCAGCAGCAGUGCUCAUACCGUGCCGUCCCAGGCAGCAUGUGGAGGCACUGACGCCCCUGCAGGUGGCGCAGAGAAUGAGUACAGAUAUAUCAAAUGUUAGUGGUUCAUAUGCUUUCUUCCUUGCCCUCUUUCAACUCUCCUUUUCCUCCCUGAUUUCUCCUUUCGACUCCCUUUCCCUCCCCUCUCUCCUGUUCCCCGCUCCCGUCCCCGACCCCACUCCCGCCUCUCUUCUCAUGUGGCGUGCCGCUGCAUGA